AUGUCAGUUGGAGCGCGUGAUUUAUCAAGUGGCGAAUUGUCGUCCUGUAGCUCCGAUGACGAGGGCGAACGUCGUUUACCACCAGCAAAAAUACCUCGUAUGCUCAUCUGCAAGAAUUCUAUGAGUGGGGUUGAUUCAAAGAAGCAGAAGAAGAAUUCUAAUUGCGUUUGGCAGUCAGUGUUGCAGGAAAACGCAAUCGAGUCGGCUUUCAAAAGCACCGAGUUCACAUCUAAAAACCUGGUAUCUGUAGAGCGUGGCGCGGAGACGUACUCAUUCGAGGUUACGGAGGCAGAUGAGGCAGCUGAAGAUGGCGUCAAAUUGGGCAACCGGAAGCGUCCACUGAAGGAGAGGCUUCCUCCA
Molecule: messenger RNA, 360 nt
Organism: Mesocestoides corti
Lineage: Eukaryota; Metazoa; Platyhelminthes; Cestoda; Cyclophyllidea; Mesocestoididae
Source: the annotation of a GenBank genome assembly